GUACCAGCUUUAUUCGCCGAGAUUUUUGAUUAUCAAGAUAUUCGAAAGAAUUUUGUUUAUGAGCCAAACGUUGAAAUAGAUGGUGCUUAUAUUUGGGAUGACGUAAAAAUCAAAUCAAAUUGUUCU
Messenger RNA from Cetraspora pellucida, 126 nucleotides. Lineage: Eukaryota; Fungi; Glomeromycota; Glomeromycetes; Diversisporales; Gigasporaceae. The record is from the annotation of a GenBank genome assembly.